AUGAUUUCUAAUCGAUUUCGUUCGUUGUUAUCAUUCAACAAACUCUUUUGCGCUUCUAAACGGUGGACAACGGCAACAGCAACUAAAGUCUCUGACGUUCGCAUCUGUAAAAAACCGAUAAAAAAGUCUCUAUACGCAUACAAACGUUCACAAACAACAUAUUAUGACUGGAUGGAAGCAGUCAACCGUGUUGACAUCAAGCAUUCUGAUUUUCAUCGCCCAUUAAUCAUUCGUAUGUCUGUGCGACAAAUUCUUCGUUAUAUGCACGACGGCUAUAUUGACAAAGAAGAAUGGACAACAUUUCGCGAUUAUCUUGUGAAGAAAGAUAUUGGUGUUUCGCGCUUAUUCGAUGGUAUAUUUCUUCAAGAAUGUCUUGGCUAUCAACGUUUUCUUAUGGGUUUAUCUUACAUAAGUUAUUUACAACAUGAAGAAAUUUCAUUGACACCGACCAGUUUAGCAAUGUUACUUUUAUGCGCAAGAGAAAUUGAUAUUCGGCAAGAUUUCAGUGAAUAUCGUUUAGAUGAACAAAUUAUCUUGAAUGCUUACGACGAGUUUCUUUCGCAUAAAAUCGUUCCUGACACAACGCUUGCUUUACCAAUUAUCGCUGGAUUAACGUUAACGUCAAGGUGGAAAGAUGCAUUGCAAUAUUUACCUAUCUUAGAUAAUGAUCUUGACGGAAUGCAACAGGCAUUAGGUUUUGUUUUAACAGCAGCAGCCAAAUUUCAUGACUACGCUUUUUUCUUUUCCCUUCUCGAUACGAUUUCACAAACUGAAGCGAUUCGGUUGCGCGAAGAACGUCAACGAAUACGAGCAGAUAGCAAGCAGAAGAAUUCUUUUGAGAGUAAGAAAAAUACCGCUGCUGACCCACGUGUAAGACGGCCGAUAGCCCCGUCUAGUAUAAAAGAAAGUGAUUAUUAUCUAAUAUCAAAAACAUCUCAAGCAUAUGAAACAUUUACUGAAUAUUUAACCGGUGAUAGAAAUACACAAAUUGAAACAUUGGUCAAAUUACUGGACAAAACUGCUAGCAAUGGCUACAUACCACCAGUCUCAUUUGUCAAAGCAUUAGAGAAGAAAUUGAGAGAACUGGAUCCGAAUCGAUAUAAAUGUGAACAUAUCUAUUUCUAUCCCAAUGGAACGUCGUUAGAUAACAAAUCGAUCUUACCAUCGAUUGAACCAAGUGAACAAGAAUGUCAAGUAAUACAUUCGUGGGUUCGAUCCAAGUUUCAAUCAUUGCUGGAAUCGUCUUGUCCCAAGUUGGCAACCGAUCCAUCGAAACUACUUCACCAACUUUCUGAACCAUUUGAUGUGCUUUUCGAUUGUUAUCAUUAUCCAACACUCGAGCUUGACUGGCAUGUUCGACAUCCCUUAUACGUAAAACGAAUUAUAUACCAAAUCGCUGAAGAAAAAGGUAAACGGUGUGUAGUCAUCGCUAAGAUUGAUCUAGCUGAUUACAUUGAUUCACUUCGAAUGCCACCUGAUCUUGUAUCCGUAGUUCGCGUGCCAUACGAAUCAAUUAAAAGUCCAUUACCAUUAUUAUCAGCGUUAUAUAUGAAUCCAACAGCACUAUUGGCCAGUCCGGUGGAUCAACGAAUCUAUAAAACAUUGCUGGGUUUAAAUAAUAUCGACGUAAUGGAUCGAUGGAUUCAAACGCAUCAAUUAGUACCAAUUGCCAAACCAGAUCUUGUCUAUCUUCAAGCACCAUGCUUAUACUCAACUCGCGUUCACAUCGAUACAAACGAAUGGCUUAUACCGUACUUUGAUGGGUCGCCGUUGACUGAAGCCGAAAAUGUUCAAACAUGCAAAUACUAUCCAAUCAAUACUGUUCUCAAACAAGAAAACUCUGGCAAUGGCGAUGCUGCCGACUCCGAUGUUGCAAAUAUUUCCUGUUUAAGCAACGAACUUAUUCUCUCCGAACGCAUGACCAAAUUUCCAUUUCACUAUCGUUGUGUAUUAGAACAACAAUUGGCCAUCUGUCCUGAUCGUUGCGUAUCCAAUGACGAAUGGAAAGAUCUGUACAAUAUCGUUGGCGAACCUGUGAAACCGUUAUUUGGCUCGAUUACAAUGCUCAUUUGUGUUCAAUUAAAACAUAUCGAGCGUGGACGAUCAUUAUUUCGAUUCAUACAAGAAUAUCAUCCACAGUUAUUGACAUCAUCAUCAACCACAUAUUCAACAUAUAUGAGUUUGUUAGCACUGGAUUAUUUUACAUUGAAAAACAAAAAACACGGGCAAGAUUAUUCAGUGUAUGAAAAAGAGAUCUAUGAUAUCUACCAAAAUUACGUUAAAGAUAAGAAUCAGUCGAUCAUUGCAUCAACAGCAGCAUUAGGAAUCAUCAAAGGUUUAUCCGUUACUCGCUAUUGGCAUGAAGCAUAUCUUUAUCUACGUUUCGUUAGAGACGAUGACCAAAUACCAGCAAUAAGGGAGCUUAUACUUGCUGCUUUACACAACGAUGACGUUCAAUCAGCAAUAAAACUGCUAGAUAAUCUAAACGUUCCGUUACCGAGCGAUAGCGCGGCGGCAACAUUGUCAACUUCAUUAACUGAAAUGGUACGGGAUGUUUUUCGUAAUCUGAAUGAAAAUAAUCCAAAUACUUCUGAAUUUAUUGAACGUUUGUUUCAAUAUCUAUCUACACUGGAUUAUUUUAUGGAGAAGUCAGCCAUUGAAGAGAUGCAAAUGUUUUUCGACAAAUUUAAAGGAAAAGCAUAUCAAUAUGGUACUACGAUGGUAUAUCCAAACGGCACCUGUAAACAAUUAUCGGGUGUAAGUUUAAAAAGUAGUGAACUGAGCAAUGAUGAUUUUCAUUUCUUACAAAACUACUUGAUGGAAAGUGCAUAUACUGAUAAAGAGGUUUUCAAUACUACAACACCAACGGAAUUCAAACGAUUUCAACGGUUUCUCAGUCAACAUAAGUUCACAAUGAUUAUCGAUGGUUUAAAUAUUCUCUACGGUAUUGGUCGAUUUGCUACGGACCCAGUUACUUCAAUGAUCAAGACAAUCAAUUUUUUGAAAAAUUUAAAUGUCAAUCGAAAGCAAAUGCUAUUCAUUGCACGUAAACAUGUCACAUCUCGUAUACCAGCAGACAUUCAAGAAAAUCUUCGAUCUAUAUGCGAAAUAUUUCUCGUUGACAACACUUCCCGUGACGAUUGGUUUGUUUUGUAUGCUGCAUUGCAUUCAAAAGCUUAUGUACUAACGUCAGAUAUUCUGCGAAAGGAACGUGGUAUAGCAAACAAGUCGACUCCAGCCAAAAACACCGAAGUUAACGAUAAAUUACAGAAAUGGUUAUAUCGAUAUCAAUACAUGUUUCUUCGGCAAGGCAAACGCCUGUAUUUUAAACAACCAUUGGCAUACAAACUACGAGCACAAUGUACUCAAAAUACCUGGUUAAUUCCCUAUUUCAAUGAAAAGCCUUUGUCGUUGGCUCAGCGUCCAGAUAAAUGGUUCUAUGUUUAUAAAAACUCCGAUAAACCAUUGAAAAGAAAUCCUAUACGAAAAGCCACUAUAAUCGAUGAUGAAAAGAAAUCCGUAUAA
Molecule: messenger RNA, 3525 nt
Organism: Adineta ricciae
Lineage: Eukaryota; Metazoa; Rotifera; Eurotatoria; Adinetida; Adinetidae
Source: the annotation of a GenBank genome assembly